This is a messenger RNA of Acanthoscelides obtectus, 4265 nucleotides long. Lineage: Eukaryota; Metazoa; Arthropoda; Insecta; Coleoptera; Chrysomelidae. The record is from the annotation of a GenBank genome assembly.
UCUCAUCCGAUUAAUAUGAUGAUCAUAAGUUUUUAUAUUGGGAAUUUUAAAUCCUUUAGAAUUCUGUCACUACUACUACAUCACUAUAAUUCUGCAGUGGGUAAGUUUAUGUAACAAUGUAAGGUUAGACAAUGCAGCAACCAUAAUAUUUAGAAUUUAGUAUAUCUUGAUGUAGAUUGUUUAUUUAUGUUAUGUUGCAUAAAAAAGGGAAGCACAACCAGCAGACAACACAAAAUGACCCAAAAUACAAAUAUUUCCCUGGGAAAUAUUUGUAAUAUGAUGAGUAAUACAUAGAUCCCAGAAGGAUAUUAUGGACCUAGUUGUGGAAACUGGUUAUAUGAAAGAAGUAGAAGGAAGCUGAGUACACAAACUUAUAUCUACACAUUAGUCAUAUUGUUAAUUCUAAAAUUAUCAUGCAUCAUAAAUCCUCAAUAUAAAUGUAGGGAGGUAUCUGGUGACCUUGACCAUUAGUUUAUCAAGGUCAGUCCAUGGCUCAGAGUCUAAAGUGUUUUUGUGUGCUAUUAAGAAUGCAGUGAUAAAUGAUGUGUUGUUGCUACCAUGAAAUGUAGUGUCCAGCAGAACACCAAGAAACAUAUCAAUAAAAUAAUUGCAGCUGUUAUUUUGAUGACCUUGCUAAUAUAAGGUAUAACGUACUUACUGGAAAAUAGAGGGUAGAGCAGUCACCAUGAAUCUUCCACUCAGUCCAGGCGAGGUCGUAACGUCUACAGCACCCACUUUGAUUCCCAAACCUGGGCUUAAGUAUGCGAAUUCUCUCCAUUUAGGUUCGAGUGCUUUACACGCUGGACACCAAGGUGCAUAGCUGAAAAACAAAAUUUGUUAAAUUUGACUCAUUUAUGUAGAAAAUCGGCAUAAAUAAGGCAUUAACAUCAUCGUAUUAUUGAGAGACAAUACAAUGGACAUUAUUCAUGUUUGUGCGAGAUUAUAAUCCGUGAUACUUACAAUUCAAUCAACCAUUCACCUUCUAAGAUAUCACGCCAGUUAUUUUCAUUCAAUUCUAUCACUGUUUUUUGUCCAUUUAUACUAAAGGCACAAAGUAAAAUAAUAAAAUAUAUACAAAAGGACACUUUACCGCACGCCAUGUUGUUUUAUUUGAAGAACAUAUCUUGACAUCUGACAAAUCUACUUCUUGACAUUUGUCACACCAAUGACAGCAAUCUAGGGAGUUUUGGAGCGGCCUAGGGGGAUUUCAGAUGGACACCACAUUGGCAAGGCGACAUGUGAUAUGAUUGAGGUUAUGUGCGACAACCUAAACAAAACAUUUUGGCGAUAUCCCGAUAUCUACAAAAAGCCAAAAUAUCACCUAAUUAACAAAUAAAAUGAAAGCCAAAGGAAGAAAAAAUCAUAAGGAUAUAUCUCCCUCGGAAAUUGAAGCAGAACCUGAGAGUACCAAAAAAUGGUAUGAAGAUGCUCCAAAAGACCCCAAAAAUGCAGGUCAACACACUGAACAAAUCUUGAUAGAACUGAAGGAAGAAGCAAGGAAAUGCCACACUGCAGAAGUUAAUAAUUAUAAUUCAAAAAAACAGAAUGCUAAUACCCAGUGGAUGAAAUCGAUGCUAUCAAAAGGUACUAUAUCAGACAAAAUUGCUGCACACACAUUACUGAUUCAAGAAAAUCCUAUGUGCAAUUUAGAGACUUUGAGAAAUCUCAUUGGGCUGGUAAAGGUUUCAAAAAAGAAGGAGUGUAUAGCUGCUAUGGGAACAUUGGUUGAACUAUUCUUAUCAGAUAUAUUGAUACCAACAAGGAAACUAAAACCUUUCCAUCAAAGACCAUUAUCAGCAUUGAAAGAGAUGUCUUCGGAAGUUAGUGGUAAAAGGAGAAAGCUUUUGGUAUAUUGGUACUUUGAAGAUCAGUUGAAGGAGAUUUAUACCAGCUUUGUAAUUGCACUGAACUCAGUAGGUCAUGAUACUGUCGAAAGUAACAAGGAUAAGGCUGUAACAUCAAUGUACAAACUCUUGACUGGAAAUCCUGAACAAGAAAAGAAUCUUCUUUCACACAUAGUGAACAAAUUAGGCGAUCCCUCACAAAAAAUUGCAUCCAAAGUGAUCUAUUGCCUACAACAAUUAUUGUACAAGCAUCCUAAUAUGCAGAAAGUUGUCCUCAAUGAGAUUGAGAAAUUCUUAUUUAGGGCAAACAUUUCAAAAAGAGCGCAAUAUUACAGUCUUUGUUUUCUCUCUCAAUACCACUUGAGCCAUGAGACGUCGGAGGUAGCCAAGAAGUUAAUUGAGGUGUACUUUGCUUUUUUCAAAUCCUGUGUCAAGACGGGAGAUAUUGACAGCAGAAUGAUGUCAGCUCUACUGAUGGGACUUAAUAGAGCAUAUCCAUAUGCAAAAGUAGACAUUUCUAAAAUCUCUGAGCAUAUAGAAACAAUGUAUAGAUUGGUACACCUAGCACAGUUCACCACAAGCUUGCAAGCACUUAUUCUGCUGUACCAAGUGUGUGAUUUUGAAAGCUGCGAAGUUUCUAGAUUUUAUAAUGCCUUGUAUAAGAAAUUACUCGAUCCUAGUUUGUUAAUAACAACACAUAAGGCAAUGUUCUUGAGUUUAUUGUACAAAGCACUGUUGAAAGACAAUCAAGUGAACCGAAUUAAGGCUUUCGUCAAAAGGCUGUUACAGGUAUCCCUAUACGUACAAGCAGAUUUUGCUUGUGGAAUAUUAUAUCUAGUAUCUCAAUUGGUUGGCAAAAAACCUGGACUACUCACAUUAACCCUGGAGGCAUCUUCAGCAUUUUCAUUAUUUGACGCAGAUGAAAAAUACUUUGCUAAAGAGGACACUAUUGAGGUCAAAGAAGAACCUGAUGAGAUAAUUGAGGAUACUGAUGCUAAUGAAAAAUCUAUCAACAACAAAACUACAAAUGAAACAAAUAGUCUAGAGAUAAAUGGGGUUGUAGAAGUAAAGGACGAAGAUGAUGUGAAACCGGAUGUUGAAACUCUAGAAAAGUCCUUGAAACAAGGAAACUGCGAAACCUCGAAAGUCAAGGCAGAAAAAUACCAUAAGACCUUCGACCCCACAGCUAGAAACCCUUUAUACUGCGGUGGGGAAUUUUGUUGCUUUACAGAAUUGACAGCGUUGAGAGAGCACUUCCAUCCGACUGUAUCGCUGUUUGCGAAGAAUAUCAUAGGCGGAAAAACAGUCAGUUAUAGUGGUGACCCUCUGGACGAUUUCACGCUGAUCCGAUUUUUGGAAAGAUUCGUUUUCAAGAAUCCGAAGCAGAUUGAUGAGAAGUUUGGAAAGGAUCCAACUUUCUCCAAAAGGAAGCUAUGUAGACCUAAGGGCGUAAAAUUGUUGCCUGUAAAUUCUUCAGAGUAUGUCAAUGAGGACUCAAAGAAUAUCCCUGUAGAGGAGCUGUUUUUGUACACAUUUUUGAAAAGGAGGUAUAAGGAAAAGGCCAUGGAUGAAGAUGAAAGUGAUGUGGAAUCCGUUCAAAGUGAGGAAUUUGAAGAAAUGCUGAAUCAAAUGUCUGGUGUCAAAGAAAGAGAGGAUGAAAUUGACUAUCUAGAUGAAAUAGGAGAUACCUUGAAAUAUAACAAAAAAGAUAAGGGUAAACAAAUGGACGAUGAAAGUGAAUCUGACAAAGACGAUAAUGAAAGUGAAAUUUCAGACCAAGAAUUAGAAGAAGAUUUUGAUGAUAUGGAAGAUGCUUCGGAAUUAGAUGACUUUGACGAGGAGAGUGAUGAAGAUGAUGAAAUGGUAACUAAGUCACCAAAGUCGAAACGAAAAGGAGACACAUCUUCAUUGUUUGCAUCAGCAGAAGAAUUUGCUACAUUGUUGGAAGAUGAGGGUAGUUCCAAAGUGAAGCCUGGUGGCUCAAAUGCAUUUGCAAAUAUGGACAAUGCAGAUACAAAACAAUUGGCUUGGGAAGAACAGAGGAACAGAUGGGUCAAAGGAUAUAACAGAUCUUUCGGCAAAUCAAGUAAAACACAGUUUGGUAAAGACAAAGAAGUUUUCAAGAAAAGAAAAAACAAAAGCAAGUUUGCAAAUAAGAGUAAAAAAAUCAAAAAAUAAUUUUGUUGCAUGUUAUUGUUAUGUAUUCUUGAGAAAUAUAUGGUAAAACAGUAUGACUUUUAGGAAACUUAUAAACCUUGACUCAUUAGAAAUCUAGCUAUUAAGUAGUAGUAGUAGAAAGAUUUAUUUAGCACAUUUGGCUACAUAAACAGAAUAAUUGUAAACAACUUAGAACUAGUAAAUUCAAGCCAUAUGGUGUAUGAUGUAAAUGUUGGGCAACCUAUAAUUGUAGAUUUAACAAGU